AUGGAAAUCAGCAUAGAGCGUCGAAUUUACAAAAAAAAAAAAAACUUGGGCUACGAAGAAAGUAUCGAUGCCGCGAUCAGCUACAACGCUGAGCUAAGAAGAGAAAUGUUAUCAGUGGUAGACAGACUGGUUGAAGAAAUGACCUCUAGAUUUGAAAGACUUCACGAUAUUGCAAAGAAAUACACCUUUCUUACACCGUCCAAUUUGUUAGAUAAAGAGUGUAAUUGUGAUGUAGAUGCUUUUGAUGAGAAUACUAGGAGAGAAAACUUUCUGGUUGAAAGGGCAAGACUGCAAAAUUAUUUGGCGGCUGCUGACGCUGAAGACAUGGACGGGCCUUUGCAAGUUCUUCAGUUUAUUCAGAAAUAUAAUCUUAUUGAAUCAUUGCCAAAUAUUGUAAUAUUUUUAAGAGUCUUUCUAACUCGUGUCAUUAGAAUUACUAAACUAAAGCUCAUCAAGAACCACUUCAGGUCAACAAUAAGUCAAAUAAGGUUGACUGAUUUGGCAAUACUAUCCAUAGAUCGCGACCUUGCGGAUAAAAUUAAUUUUGAUGAAGUCAGUCAAGAUUUCACGAAGAGGAAGACACAUAACAUCAAUUUGUAA
Octopus sinensis (East Asian common octopus) is the source of this 600-nucleotide messenger RNA. RefSeq lists its product as uncharacterized. The transcript has a single exon. Lineage: Eukaryota; Metazoa; Mollusca; Cephalopoda; Octopoda; Octopodidae. The coding region runs from base 1 to 600 and encodes 199 amino acids. The record is from RefSeq and is a predicted model, not a curated record.